AAUUUGUCCCCCUUUUCCAUUCCAUCCCCCAUCCAAUACCAUAUAUUUAGCUGGCCAGCCUAUCUAUCAUUUGGAUCACAGGAAGAAAGAGAGAGAAUUUGAUUGUUGCAUUUUUUUCUUCUUAAAUUCAGAUCAAUUCCUCUCUACAUCUAUCAUCAUAUCUGAUCUGAUUUUCCCAUGACUCCACCUUAUAGUGAAAAUUCUUCAUCUUCUCCUCCUUUCCCUUUUAAGCUGAGUAAUGAUGAAGAUCAUGAUCAUCAUCAUCAAAACCAUAACCUUAAUUUUACUACUCCAAACUACCAUGUCUCUUCAUCAUCCUCUGCUCACUCCCAACCAUCUCAUCAUCUUUUCUUAAACUCAUCAUCCUGGGAUCAACCUCAGCUCUACUAUGAUUCUGAUCCUCAAUUCUUCUAUCCACAACACCCCAAGGUUGAUAAUCAUGCUGCAAAUGGUAGUGGAUCAUAUGAUCAAGGGCCUAAAACAAAGGCAAGUUUAUGGAGUACUAAUAAUUGUGAAGACAGUAAUGAUCAUCAUCGUACUCAAGAUGGGGUAAUUCCUGUUAAGUGGAUGUCUUCAAAGAUGAGGGUGAUGCAGAAGAUGAAGAGCUCAAAUCGCGCUUGCCAGGGACCCACCAUGGCAAGCACCACUACUACUACUGUUGCUGCUACUACUGAGACGACGAUGAUGAAGAUUAUUGAAGAUGAGAAAAGGGGUUCUUCUUGUUUGGAAUCUGAGCAUAGCAGCAACAGCUCCUCCAAUCAUAGUAGCAGUAAUGUUGUCCCAAUUAGGGUUUGUGCUGAUUGUAACACUACCAAGACCCCUCUUUGGAGAAGCGGUCCAAAAGGCCCUAAGUCGCUUUGCAAUGCUUGUGGAAUAAGACAAAGGAAGGCAAGGCGAGCCAUGGCCGCGGCCGCCGUAACGGCGGCGGCAACCGAAGCAACAGCAUCCUCACUGAAGAUCAAUAAGGCGAAACCAACAAAAGAGAAGCCGACAGCGGCGGCGAAAAACCCCACCGGCGUUAACCACCACCACCACCAUGACGUCACGCCCUUCAAGAAACGCUAUAAGAUUGUGACCGGCGGGCGGCCCUCCGACCAGCAAGCGAAGAAGACGAAGAAGAAGAUGAAUGGGUUCGAGGAUUUCUUGAUAAAACUGAGCAAAAACUCGGCUUAUCACCGCGUUUUCCCGCAAGACGAGAAAGACGCCGCCAUCUUGCUAAUGGCCCUAUCCUGCGGUCUGGUUCACAGCUAAUUAACGACGACCCAGCCAGGCCACCACUUUCAAUCAUUAAUUAAUUUCUUUCUUAUUGGUCUGAUUUGUUUGUUUAGCAGGUAGCUAGAUAGAUAUAUAGCUAGCCUAGCCUAGCCUAGCCUAGUUUGUGUGACAAUGAGACAUCAUAGUUAAGUUAGAACGAGAAAAUUAAGAAUAAUAAUAAACUCAUCAUGUGUAUGUCGUCGUCCAUGGCUAAUUAGAGAUCAGAUAGUAUGGAACAAGAAAGGACGACAUUAUAUUAAAUUGGUCUCUUAGCUUGUUUUCAAUAACAAGGCUGUACUUACUUAUAAUCCUCAUUCCAGCUAAUAAAUUAAUAAUGUUUUUUUUUU
Molecule: messenger RNA, 1601 nt
Organism: Ipomoea triloba (trilobed morning glory)
Lineage: Eukaryota; Viridiplantae; Streptophyta; Magnoliopsida; Solanales; Convolvulaceae
Product: GATA transcription factor 21-like
Exons: 3
Coding region: 178-1251 (357 amino acids)
Biological process (GO): regulation of DNA-templated transcription
Molecular function (GO): zinc ion binding; sequence-specific DNA binding
Source: RefSeq, a predicted model, not a curated record